GUGAGGGGAGGGCGGGGGGAGGGGAUGGGAUCCCGGCCCUGCCUCGGGCACCGACACCUCCCGCCCGUCCAGAGGGCCAAGAUGUCCAAGGUGGCCAAGUACCGGCGCCAGGUCAGCGAGGACCCGGACAUCGACAACCUGCUGUCCACGCUGUCCCCGGAGGAGAUGGAGGAGCUGGAGAAGGAGCUGGACGUGGUGGACACCGAGGGGAGCGGCCCCGCCGAGAAGAACCAAGCGGAAAACUCCUCCCCCGGCCCCCAAAACUGUGACCCGGAGCUGAACCACCAUGGCAGGGAGCCCAGGAGGGUCCUGCGCAGGGAGCAGGCCGUGGAUGAAACCAAGCUGAGCGAGAGCAAAGGAGACAAAAAUGAAGAAGAAAAGGGAAAGGAAACUCCCCCCAAAGACCUGGCCCAGAAACGAGACCCCAAAGUGGACAAAGACUCCAAAAAGGAGGAAAGUGUUCAGAAAACAGAGCCCAAAGGUAAAGCUGAGCCUGAGCCCAAGAGCAAAGAGAACAAAGCCAUGAACGAUAAAGUGAAGGCCAUGGAGAAAAAGCUGAUGGGGAAGGACAAGAAGGAGGAAGAGAAGGGCUCAGUGCUGAAGGACACGGGGAAGGACCACAAGGAGGAAGAGAAGAGUUCAGCGUUGAAGAAGGAGGCAGGGAAGGAUAAAAAGGAGGAGAAGGGCUCAUAUGUAAAGAAUAAGGAUGCAGGGAAGGAGAAAAAGGAAGAAGAAAAGGGCUCAGCAGCAAAGGAUACAGGGAAGGACAAAAAGGAAGAAAAGGUUUCAGCAUCCAAGAAGGACACAGGGAAGGACAAAAAGGAGGAGGAGAAGAGCUCAGAACCAAAGGGACAGGCGGAGAAAGCCACGGGAGGGGAAGGGGAUAAAGACAAAGAAAAAAAAGAAGAGGAAAAGGGUUCAGCUGGGAAAACAACCAGGGUGGAGGAGAAGGAGAAACCCCGGGCAGAGGCAGAAAAGGCGGCAGUGGAGAAGCGGGAGGGCAAGGCGGGACCCCCCAAAGCCACGGAGCCGCCCAAGGAGGACGAGGCCUCGAGCAUCUUCGACGAGCUCAUCGAGAAGGUGAAGAACAACGACGCCGAGGUGACCGAGGUGAACGUCAACAACUCCGACUGCAUCAACAACGAGACUCUGGUGCGCUUCACCGAGGCCCUGGAAUUCAACACCGUGGUCAAGGUAUUCGCCCUGGCCAACACCCGCGCUGACGACCACGUGGCCUUCGCCAUCUCCAUCAUGCUCAAGUCCAACAAGGUGCUGACCAGCAUCAACCUGGACUCCAACCACAUCACGGGCAAGGGCAUCCUGGCCAUCUUCCGAGCGCUGCUGCAGAACGACACCCUGACCGAGCUGCGCUUCCACAACCAGCGGCACAUCUGCGGCGGCAAGACUGAGAUGGAGAUCGCCAAGCUGCUCAAGGAGAACACCACCCUGCUCAAGCUGGGCUACCACUUCGAGCUGGCGGGGCCGCGCAUGACCGUCACCAACCUGCUGAGCCGCAACAUGGACCGGCAGCGGCAGCGGCGCCUGCAGGAGCAGAAGCUGGCGCAGGAGAGGGGCGAGAAGAAGGACCUGCUGCAAGUGCCCAAGGCCGGGGCGCCACCCAAGGGGUCCCCCAAGGCGUCCCCACAGCCGUCACCCAAGACCUCCCCCAAGACCUCCCCCAAGGCAGGGGGGGCCCCCGCGGCGCCGCCCCCGCCACCCCCUCCGCUCGCCCCACCCCUGAUCAACGAGAACCUGCGGAACUCGCUGUCCCCAGCCACGCAGAGGAAGUUGGGGGACCGGGCGCUGCCGGCGCAGGAGAAGAACUCGCGGGACCAGCUCCUGGCAGCCAUUCGCUCCAGCAACCUCAAACAGCUCAAGAAGGUGGAGCUGCCGAAGCUGCUGCAAUAGGGGAGGGGGGGGUGUCCCCCCACGGCCCCCGCGGGACCCUCGGACCCUCCCCCUCCUCCAGACUGUUCCCAUGGCGAGCCCUCGGGGUCCUGCGGUGACGACGGGGGGAGCAGGGACCCCGCGGGGCCGCGCGGGCGGGGCCGGGCCCGGUGGGGUGCGGCGCAGGACGUUGUGUUUAUUUUUUGGGACGGCUGGGAAGCCCUUCCGGCUCUUCCUUCUGCCAGCAGCACCCGGAGAUGCCACGGGCAGGGCUGGUCCUUAGGGAACACCCCCUAAGGUUGGCACCCUCCACGAAGGGGCCAGCAGGGAGAACCCCCGGCUGUGGGGGCACAGGGGACACCCAGGGUGCUGUCACAUCCCUUUGGGGGGCACAGGGGACACCCAGGGUGUUGUCAUGUCCCUUUGGGGGGCACAGGGGACACCCAGGGCAUUGUCACAUCCCUUUUGGGGGCACAGGGGACACCCAGGGCGUUGUCACAUCCCCAUGAGGUCUCUGGGUGGCCGGGGGAGUUUUGGGGUCUGGGCACAGCAGUGGCUGCGGGGUCUGGGGAGGAA
Messenger RNA from Lepidothrix coronata (blue-crowned manakin), 2463 nucleotides. RefSeq names its product leiomodin 1 (gene LMOD1). The coding region runs from base 25 to 1908 and encodes 627 amino acids. Gene Ontology annotation, biological process: myofibril assembly; pointed-end actin filament capping; muscle contraction. NCBI's taxonomy places the organism in Eukaryota, Metazoa, Chordata, Aves, Passeriformes, Pipridae. Gene Ontology annotation, molecular function: tropomyosin binding; actin binding. The transcript has 4 exons. Gene Ontology annotation, cellular component: myofibril; striated muscle thin filament. The record is from RefSeq and is a predicted model, not a curated record.